Dissoconium aciculare CBS 342.82 is the source of this 2358-nucleotide messenger RNA. Its product is annotated as tRNA pseudouridine synthase D. Gene Ontology annotation, cellular component: nucleus. Gene Ontology annotation, biological process: pseudouridine synthesis. Gene Ontology annotation, molecular function: RNA binding; pseudouridine synthase activity. Lineage: Eukaryota; Fungi; Ascomycota; Dothideomycetes; Mycosphaerellales; Dissoconiaceae. The coding region runs from base 67 to 2358 and encodes 763 amino acids. The record is from RefSeq and is a predicted model, not a curated record. The transcript is spliced from 2 exons.
CGAUGAAGCAACGCGAGCUUUGGCAUUGAAAAUUGCCAGAGCAUAUCAAGCUUAUAUUGCUUCGUCAUGGCUGCCACACAGUUCGACGCCGGCCAGAAUGAUGCACUCGCUGGUCAGCAAGCUCAUGAGCAUGCUGUCGGCAUUGAUGUCUUUGUCGGCGCAAAUACUCAUGCAUUCGGUUGUGUAGUGAAGCAGAGAUACACGGACUUUCUGGUCAACGAAAUUCUACCUGGUGGUCGCGUACUACACUUGCUGAGACUCGACGAUGGCGACACAGCCGACGAUGCAAAUGCUAUCCAGCCUGCCGCCGAAGGGACAAAUGACAAACCAGUUCCUGAUGUCCAGGGAGCGGCAGGAAAGGGCGAUGUCGCCGUGCCAGGAACAUCAGAGGUGGAUACGCCGGCCGCCAAACUUGUAGCCAUUGCUGGCAUCAAGGAAGAGGAUAGAAAUGCUCUAAUAAAACUGUUUGGCGGAGAAGUAGCUUCGUCUCUAUUCGACCUAUAUGCCUGCACAGUCGUAUUUCCUCAUCGUAAGCCUCGCGAUCAACCAACCGUUCUAUCCAAGCCCUUCUCCGAAAAAUCGCAACGGACAGAGGCCCAUACAGCCAUUCGUCGCAUUUUCGGUGCCAACAGAUUGGAGUCAAUGACUGUGCAGGAUCCGAACAACCCAGCUUCGCCUGCCACUGUUAUCUCCAUCAGAUCUACUCCGCCAAAGGCGCCCGUCGAUCCAAACAAGGAUGAGCAACAAAAGGGUAAGAUCAUCUGGUCGGAAUUAGGAGGAGAAUAUUUGCAUUUCAGUCUAUACAAGGAGAACAAGGAUACCAUGGAAGUACUAUAUUUCAUCGCAUCACAACUCAAGUUGCACAUCAAGCAUUUCUCAUUCGCUGGAACGAAAGACCGCAGGGGAGUCACAGUGCAACGAGUGGCGGUUCAUCGAAUUAAACGCGAGCGAUUGGAAAGCUUGAAUCGUAUUGCACGAGGCUUCAGGUUGGCCGGUCCUUGGGAACACAAAUCCGAGGCUCUUGCUUUAGGAAUGUUGGGAGGCAACGAGUUCGUGUUGACGUUACGAGACGCUCGAUUCGCUAAUGAGCAGCCCACUUGGUGUAUCGAGGAGCGCCUAAAGCACGCUUCUGAGAUUGUGUCAAUUGCAGCGAAAAGUCUGAGCACAGCCGGAUUCUUGAACUAUUACGGCUUGCAACGAUUCGGCACGCACAGCAUCGGCACGCAUUCGAUUGGAAUGAAGAUCCUGAAAGGAGAUCUCAAGGGUGCUGUGGAUGGAAUUCUUUCGUAUGAUCCUGCUUUGGCUGCUCUAGACGUGGACCAGCAAGAUGGUCAGGCAGCGAAUGGUCACAGCGUUAAGUCACUGGUUCCGCGAGAUGACAUCAGCCGUGCCAAAGCCAUACAUGCCUUCCGAUCUGGUGCAAAGGUAUCCGAAUCGCUCGCGUAUGUGCCUGGUCCUCGGUUCUCCGCCGAGAAGGGCAUGAUUACCUUUUUGAGCAAGAAGGAUCACAAGACUGGCGCGAAACCCAACGAGACCGAUUACCAAGGCGCGAUUCUACAAAUUCAGCGAAACCUGCGCCUGAUGUACAUUCAUGCUUAUCAGAGCUUUGUGUGGAAUACUGUCGCAGGAAAACGCUGGCAACAAUUUGGUGCAAAAGUCGUUGAGGGCGAUCUCGUGAUCGUCGGAGACAAAGAGCGUGAGGAAGGCAUCGCCAACGGCUCAAACACGCGCAAAAAUGAAGUAGACGAGAACGGUGAGCCGAUCGUGCAUCCCACAGCAUCUGCUGCGGUCGGUACAGAGGACGCGGCGGGCGCUCCGGAUGAUGCGGAGUACACGGACGAUCCUUUCAUUCGUGCGCGACCUCUAAGCAAGGACGAAGCCGAGAGCGGACGAUACACCAUAUUCGACGUCGUUCUGCCUCUGCCCGGCUACGAUGUACUGUACCCCAGCAACGAUGUCGGGAAGUUUUACGAGGAAUUCAUGGCAUCAGAAAUCGGUGGCGGUCUCGACCCACACAACAUGCGUCGCGCUUGGAAGGAGAUUUCCCUCUCGGGUGGCUACAGGAAGAUGAUGGCCAGACCUCUGGGCCAGGGAGUAGAGGUUGACGUCAAAGCUUACCAGAGCCCUGACGCGCAGCUCGUUCAGACUGAUCUUGAGAAGCUGGAAAAGCGCGGGCCGGCCUCCACCAGCGUUCCACAGUCGGCUGAAGAACAAGCACAGACUGGCGGCAAGGACCAGCUCGCGAUCCUUCUGAAACUCAAGCUCGGGAGCAGUCAGUAUGCGACCAUGGCAUUGCGCGAGUUGACCAAGGGUGGUGCUGCCGGCUAUCGCCCCGAGUACUCGCUGUCGAAGCGAUAG